AUGCUUACGGAGGUCAACCCUCGUCGGACGGACGUAGCCCAUUGGCUGAGACAGAAGGAUAAUCCGUGGGUUGGAAUGUCCGUCUUUGAUUUCUCAGUCACGGAGCUUUUCUCCAAUCUCGUUGUCACUAAGGCUACGACUCCCGUUGGAGAAGGCGUCGUCUUCCUGGAGGAACUACGGACAGAAACCUUCACGAACACUAAGCGACUGAUGGACCAGUGCUUCUUGAUUCGUAUUUCAACUAAGGAUGGAGGCAAGAACCUCUCCUUCUAUCACGACGCGAAAGACAUGACUGAGGUCCUGCUCACGGCGGAUGCGCUUAAUGCCUGGAUAAACCCGGAACUUAUUGGCACCAUCGGACGGUGGAAGCUUCCUCAGGAAAGGUUGAAGAAAAUCCUUGUCUUGCCGAAGAUUCGGGUGCCGAUAACCCGAAAUGAUUCCUUAGCGAAGAACUGCAGCCUUCGAGCGUUCGCCAGUCUUUACAAAGAGGAUGAAGCGGAAAAUCCGAAAUACUUAGAAAUCUGCUACGACUCGCCGCGCGAGGACGACCUCAACAUAAGUCUUUGGGAAGCCGAGAACUUGAAUGCGAUCACUAAGGCUCAACGGAAAUGGUUCGAGCGAGACCCAGCGGGAAAACUGAGAUCCCCGGCGCCGGCUGACCCAAAGAAGCUACUGGACACGAGCACUUCAGCCUUGAUCCGCUGGUGGACCAAACUUCUGAUGAAGAAAGAUACUCAGGCAGGCCAUCUCGACUUAGAUAUCUCCACCUUGCUCACUGAGGAAGAUUUGGACGACAUCUUUCGGUGGACCGAAACCGUGGACCAAGCGGAUUUCAAUACCCAAAAUUUAACUAAGUUCCUCGCGUCUCGAUGGAUAAAGCGAACCCGACCACACACCCGCAGAAUCUGGUAUGAGAAAGACUACGUGGAGAAACUAAAAGAAACAGGCGGAAACCUAAGAGAAACUACGAAUCCUGAGAUAGUUGAAAAGCUAUACAAGCUCGCUGACUGCAUUCGAAUUGACCCGGGUAACCAAUUCUGGAGAUUCACCGCGGCAUGGCUGAGACAAGUUUACCAACUAAGUUACAGCUGGCACAAAAGCAUGCAGCAGAACACUGAGGAAAUCCCGGAGACUCUUUUCUUCUUCGAGAACGGCGCAGAUUUGACCAGACGCAAGAAGGAGAAAGAUGAAUACCUGAGCCCGAUUCCCUCCGUCAUUGAAGAAACGUCUUCGACCCCGACGGCCUGGUUGCUUAUUGACACAGCCCCGCUGCAACUGGUUUUGAUCAACUUAGAAUACGAUAAGGAAAGAAUCACUCAGGAAAUGUGGAUCUGGCAGAAGCUGGCCAAGACGAUGGGCGUCAAGAAAGAAGUCCAAGAGUCGAUUCGACGAUGGAUAGCCACAACUCAGAGACAGGGCUUUCGCCAAGCUGCGGAUGAUUGGAAAAACUUAGUGGAGAAAGUUAACGAUCGUAACUGCGAAGGAAACCUGAGGGUGUUAAUCGAACCAUGGGCAAAUUCGACCGACGAACAAAUGUUGAAGAACAUCCGACAGACUCUGAUUUACUUAGCAAACGACGACAUCAUGGUCACCAGAGCCCGACUUAGAAAAAUCCUAGGAAAGCAGAGGGUUUCAAACGAAGUUAUCAACUUUGAAGAUAUUGAAACGGUCGAGGCUGACUCCCUCCCAUACGAUUUUACGACUCAGAUUCUCAACGGCGGCCCAGUCAGAGUCUUCCAAACUUCCUCAGAACACAGACCGGGCAUCUGCAGAGUCAUCGGCUGUUCUCGACGCAGCGGAAACUUUCAGUGCUGCAACAAGUGCGGACAAGCCCUCCCGAUGAUUUUCGACAACCUGAGAGACUCAAGAAUGGUCGUCGACCUAUCCCAACCCACUGAGAAGAAAGUAAUUGCGCGGGAGCGAUGGACGGAACCGAAAAUCAUGAACGACGUUCACCCACACACCCGAGCUGAAAUCCACGCCGACAUCAUCGACAUUCAAUCCACUCAGAGGGAAAUGGGUGGCGCCCGCGACAAAAUUGCGGCGAUUCUGGCUGAGAAAUAUCUGUCAGGAGUUCAACGAGACUGGGGCCACUCGUAUUACCGCAAUAAUGAAAAUCUACUGAGAAAUAUGAGGGACUUCGCGGAAAACUUCCAAACCCUUAAGGAAAAAGCUCACUGGUGCUGCCUUCAAGAGCAAACGGAAGGCGUGGCGAUCCUCUUUCCUCUACUCAGCAUCAACGACGAUGGCAAAAGAAAAUACGCCGACCCUCUCUUAGUCCAGAUAACUAAGGGAUCUUACUCGAGAGGGAUCCUGCUCCGCGAAUUACCCGACAACACUGAGAAACUCUGGACUAAAACUAAGUUUAAACUGAGACACGUGGACGUCCUGGCCUUCAUCGACCAAGUCUCCCAGCUCGCUGAAAUGUACGACGCUGAAAACUACCUCCCUGAGUUCGAAGUAAUGCGCGACAUUAUCACUAAGCAAAAGGGAAUCGACAUCGCCAUCCUGACCGAAACACACAGGGAAUUCGAAAAACUCUCAAAUCUCCUGCUACGAGAAUUGGUCGACGACGUGGAAAACAGGGGGGCCAGAACCCAGUACCCACAAAUCUUAGGACACGGCUCAGUAUAUGGUUUCUCAGUAAUUGACCGUUUUGAUGGCCGAUCGAAACAAACCAAAACUUUCCUCAGACCAGUCCAAAAAGGCGCUCAUCUUGGAAUGCCGAAAUCCGUGGACAAACACGAAUCUCAGUCACUCCUGAACUUCCUGAGCAACUUAGCAGUCGCAAGAAACACCGUCAACGGUUGUCAUCCUGAGAACUUGAUGGGCAUCACAACCUGGAGCGUUUUGGGAUCUUCUCAGGGAGCGGAAUGGGCACGACAAGAAGAGGUGGUUGCCUUCAUGGCAUUGAUCAUCGAUCAUGCAGACCGUGCCAUCCUGAGAUUUUGGAAAAUUGAAGAAGCUGAGUUGAUCUACAAGGAUGGAGUUUUCAAACCAACUGAGGAAACUCCUGAAAUUACUAAGAAGAAGAUGGCAACUUCUCAGGCGCCACGCGAAUUACAAGCUCAGCGGGAAGAAACCCUCUGGAAUAAACUGAGAAGUCACACGUUGUGGCCCCGCCGUUUCUUAGAAUCGAUCCGACAGUACCUUCAGCCAGACGGCCGAGUGGGAAAGCGCCUGUUGAAGCAGAUUCUUCAUGACUUUAAUCGCUUCUAUCUUACAGGAUACAUGGGCCAGAAGAGAGCCCUCAUCCCGAUAAUGGAACGAUACUUUCAACUCAGAGAUGAUGCGAGGAACACGAGAAAUCGCCCACGGGAUCCGACGAACAGACCUUUCCCUUCUAAGACUUGGCACAAACGCCAACGAACGACCCGCAAAAAGCUCGACAAAUUCGGUUUCCCGGAACCGGGCGAUGACUCAGAUUGCUCAGAUUAUAGCUCAGGCGAAAACGACCCCGAACCAAAUUACGAUACGGGACUUACAUAUGUAGCCGACUCAGCAUCGGAACUAUCCGACACUAGCUCAGACUCAGACUCGAACUCAGAGGAUGGAGAAAGAAGCCUUCGCGUGGAAGAAUCCUUGUCGAAUGAAGAAAUUCCCCCAGCCUUGGUGAGACUGGAGGAUGCAGGAUCACCGAACUUACCUCAGCUGGAAGAUGUUCCCGAGCCACCACCGGCCUCAAUGAGGGAAGAAAUCGAAAAACUUAGUCAGAAAACUCAGAAGAAUCACCCAGAGCCCGAACAACCUGGCGGUUUCAACAAAGAAAGAUACUUCGAGAUGCUGAAAGAAGAAAGGCACGCAAGAGUGCUAGCUGGCGAACUUUCUCACCUUUAUUUAUCUAAGGAAACAGAGGAUAAAGCUAAGCAAGAAGCGAGGGAUUUCUUCGCACGAAAAGCCCAGGAGUACGCGAAAAGAAAUGUGGCAGCGGGGAUGAGCUCAGAAAGCUCUUCUUCAUCGUCCUCAAACAGCGAAAGUCCUGAAGAAGAUGAGAUUGUCAUGGUCCCAAGACUGGAAGACGACUCCGGCUCGUCUUCGGAUUCCUCAGUGGCAACAGUCAUCGAUCAAACUGAGUUUAGAAGGCGACAAGAAGCGAUCCAGAAGAUCUCCGACGUCCAGCGAAUCGAAACGGAUGAUAGACAACGGGAAAAUUUAACUAAGAAAAUCCUUUCGCGAGAACUGCUUGGCGAAACUAAGAAAGAAGAUGGACUUUCGGGGUCACGAAAGAACGCCGGAGCAGCCGGAAAACUUGCAACUGAGAAAGAGUUAGAGGAAAUCACUGAGGACAUGAGCAAACUGAGCGUCAGCAAGAGCGAGAACUCGGGAAACGACUCGAAACCGACACCUAGAAAUCAAAAUCUGCUCUUCGAUGAAGCUAGACAGCUGAGACAAGGUACGGGUGGAGAGAGACCCGAGAGAAGAUUCAGAUUCGCCGAUAACUCAUCAAGGGAGCGACAACUAAGCGAAGUUCGUGUGAUUCAGCGAUUGAACUACCGACGAAUGUUCGACUCAGCGGAACUGAACCAAAACGAGGGUCCGUCUUAUUUGCCUGAGGAAGAAGACGGUUCACUUCCAGAAGUUCCAGCCGGCAUUUACGGUCAGAGCUCGAGAUUUACACGCCGGGGACCUACUGGCGAGUCCGAGCGAGAAAUCCUACGACUAAGACAGAUCGGAAUCACCAGGGAAGCCCAAGCAGUCGAAACAGCCGCCUCCACGUGGUCCGAAACUCAGGUCAAGAGGAUUGAAAUGGCCGCUUAUACGGUCACGACCCUUUACAACUCAGUCACAGAUGAUGUGCUCUUACAGGCACAAGACGACUUGGCACGUUUUGCCUUAGAAGACGGCGCUCAACUCACACGCUUACUUCACCAACUAAGUUUAACUCGAAGAGACGCCUUUUUCAACCCGUCAGUUUUGCGGCUCUCUAUUUACCACGCGCUCAGACGAAUGCAGAAACUGCAUAACUCGAUUCCCCCAACUCAAACUGAGCAAGAUCAAGAGCCUCAACUUGGAACAAGCGGCUCAGUGCAGGAAAAACUCAGUGAUAGCGGAGAAUGUACGAUCAAGGUGUUGCAAGAACAAGUCAUCACUUUGCAGGCGCAAGUCAAGCUUGUCGACUCGGUGGUCAAAAAUCAAGCACACCUGGAGAAUUCCGUGGAUACCUUAGCAAACCAACUUCACUUAGCACACCAGCACAACGACACGGUGGUCCCGACAGACUACACACGCGAUUUAACUGAGAUUGAAAAAGAAACCGGCCGUUUCUCGAAACCGAUCGAAAUUUCGGUUCAACAGGCUUAUAGAGUCGAAGCAACUUACACUCAGAUGCUGGCCCUAACACUGGGAAGAGAAGCUAAAUGUCUCUACGCGGCAACACGUUUCUCCCUGUACGAUCUUUUUCCCAAUCUUACCUCAGAACAGACAAUGGUAAAGAAAGUCCCACUCGACGCCAGCAUCUAUAAAGAAUUUGCCGACGUCAAUGCACUACUUAGAGAACUCAUGGACGAACGCAAGGAGAAACGAACGUGGUCUUUAAAUCUGAGAGAUGGCCUUUUUAUCGUAGCACGAAACACCUACCAAGCCUUCUUCGUCGAUCUUCUCCGGGCAGUCACGGCCCCAAACAUCUUCGAGCUGUCCCUGGGAACUUUAUCUCACUUAGUCAGAACAUCGAAGGAUGGCCUACAACGUUUAUUCGGACGACACAAUAACACCGUCUACAGAAUGGACGACUGGCUGAGAAUGUCUGAGAGCCCUACUUUUACCAGACAGAACGCACUACAAGAACUAAGAAACCUCUUCCCACUCAAGUCGGAGACAUCGAAGAUGGUUUUCACAGCACUGGCCUUGGAUAAAGCAGAUGAGGCUCUCGCAGCCGGCAUCGAUGAUUGGCAUGCCACGUCCUCGAAAUACGACUUAGAAGAAGAAGGAGAAAUCCCGACGACUACUUAA
Molecule: messenger RNA, 5949 nt
Organism: Oikopleura dioica
Lineage: Eukaryota; Metazoa; Chordata; Appendicularia; Copelata; Oikopleuridae
Source: the annotation of a GenBank genome assembly